Paramormyrops kingsleyae is the source of this 3162-nucleotide messenger RNA. RefSeq names its product EEIG family member 2a (gene eeig2a). The record is from RefSeq and is a predicted model, not a curated record. NCBI's taxonomy places the organism in Eukaryota, Metazoa, Chordata, Actinopteri, Osteoglossiformes, Mormyridae.
UGCUUUCUGGUCUUUGCGUCGAAUCAACGUAGGAAUAGUUGAUGGUGGGGGUGUAGUUCAGUGUUUGAACCUCGUUGUCUGUUCUACUACUCUCAGAUUAGGAGAGUAUCAUCGGAGUGCUUGUACACGUAGAUGGCUUUCAUCAUGAUGAAGAAAAAGAAGUUUAAGUUUAAAGUAGAUUUCGAGUUGGACGAACUGUCCGCCGUUCCCAUUGUGAACGGUGUCCUUUUUUGUAAAGUCAGGCUUAUUGACGGUGGAUUUUCAGACGAAUCAUCUCGGGAGAUGGUUCAGGCCAACUGUGUACGGUGGAGGAAGAAGUUCUCCUUCCUGUGUAAGAUGAGUGCCAGCGCCAGCACAGGGGUGCUGGACCCAUGCGUGUUCAGAGUGUCCGUACGCAAGGAACUGAAGGGUGGAAAGACAUAUGCAAAGCUUGGGUUUGCUGACCUUAAUCUGGCUGAGUUUGCUGGCUCCGGAAACACCAUUCGCAGGUGUUUGCUGGAGGGCUAUGACACCAAGCACAUGCGGCAGGAUAAUUCUAUACUGAAGGUGAUCAUCAGUACGCAGCUGAUGUCAGGUGACCCGUGCUUUAAAACUCCCCCCUCCACAGCCAUGUAUGUGGGAAUGCAAGAGGGCGAAUGCCUGCUCAAGGACAGAAAGGGAGGAGAGACGUUCAAGCCAUUCGUAGACACACCGCUGAAGAGCGCCUCCGUUCCUGACGAGCUUGGCAUGUGUGGACAUUCCAGGACCUCCAGCUACGCCAGCCAGCAAUCUAAAGUGUCGGGGUACAGCACAGAUCACUCGCGCUCCUCCAGCAUGUCGGAGCUCACGCACCGGAGGAACACUUCAGUGGGCAGUGCCUCCACCGGAAUCGGCAGCAUACCUGAGCCCAGCGACGAACGGGAGCCCCGGGCAGGCCCCCAGCUCGGUAUCGGCACGCCCGUCAAGAGCACCUCAUCCAGCGAGCGCCUUAACAGGCAUCCCAUGAAACAGGAUUCCAUGGAGUCCCAACUAAAGCGGGUUGACGCCACCAGGGUGGACGCAGACGACAUUGUGGAAAAAAUACUGCAGAGCCAGGAUUUCAGCCAUGACUUUCUGGACUCCAGUGCUGAAGAGGAAGGUCUCCGCUUGUUUGUUGGCCCAGGAGGAAGCACUGCUUUUGGGAGCCAUCAUACCAGGGUUGGUGCUGGAGCGUAUGAGCAGGUUGUGAUAAAGCGGUAGCCCACCAGAAAAGCUACCUCCAACUCCCGUGCUGGGGAAGGUCUGAGUAAAGGCGAUGGUCGUGCCUUGUUUCUCUUUGCCGGUGCCCUACCUCAACCUACUUAGAAUGUCGGCAAACGUGAUGGCCUGAAAACUGAUGGAAAUGGCACCCCCUGCUGCCAAAACAUCCCAGUUGGACCUAAAACCUGAGUGCAAUCGGGAAGGGCGAACAGGAAUGGUCAGCCAGCUGGCAUCGUGGGACACACCUUAAACUGCGGUGUCAUGCUGCACACCGGUUUCAAAGAUUCCUACAAGGUCCGAAAUGCAUUUAUGAGGACCACAGCUUUGUAUAAUAUUUCCUAGAAAUGGGGGGGGGGGGUGAAUACUGUGUUCUAAUAAUCUCUGACUUGCUUUUUUAUAUAAAAUACUGAACAAGAAAUUUGAAAGUAGUGGUGGAAUCAUCUUGACAUUCAUAGGUUUUUGAUCCUGGUUUGGUCACCAAAACCGAAGCUCUAUCGUUCUGAUAAGGAACAAAAUCUACUUAGUGUCACGACUAGUAUCUUAAGGGGUCCAAACAACAAGUUGAAAUACUGUAAAAAUUGUAGGUCUUGUUAGGCUGAAAGCCUCAAAUGUUAAUGUAUUAAGGGAAUGUUAUGUCCCUUAAUUGAUGGGUAUAAACAGAGUUUGAAGUCAAAAUUACAGUAAAAGCAGAAGGGGGGGGGGAAAAAAAAGUGUUGUUACAUUGUGCGACGUGGCAACAUUGUGAUGUUGGAUUUUAGAGGAAGUAGAACCAGACUUGCAGACUGCUCAAGCCCAGUUGACUAUUGAGCUGAUGAUAUUUGCAUUUUUCUAAAAAAAAAUAAUAAUAAUAAUAAAAUCAUCCUGUCAUUAACAGUAAAAUGGGUGAUUAUGGGAUGUAGUCUCAAUGUUGGAGGUUAGUUCAAUAUAUAAUAUUAUUCUGUCCGUCAGAUACGUAUAUGGUGUUUUAAAAAGUGUCACAACAUUUUUAAAAACAUUUUGUGCUCAAGGUAGUUUAAAUGAGGUCAGAGCCCUUGUCAAUGCUGUAUGCCACUGUGCUAAUUCGUGUAUUGAGUUGCAGGCAUGUCUUCUACUGCCUACAAAUUGCUUAAUGGAGUGAAUGUAAUGCUUCCCCAUCAGGCCACAAAUGAUGACGAGAUGCAUUGCAAAGCAGAAGCCUCUAUCCCUUCGGCUUGGAGGAUGUCCAGUACAAAGAAUGAGCUCACCCAUUAAGUGCCAUUACUUUUGCACUAGGUUCCCCCAUAGAAAACCCUCAUUCUGAAGCCUUUUGGAAUGGAAAUGUUUAUAUAGGCUUAAAUCUUGUGAGAUUUAAACCUUCCUCUCAGCCAAUCCAGCACCUCUCAAUUUAGACCUGCUAUUGCGUUUGGUAAACUGACUGGUUCUUACUUUAUUCGUGCACAUUAAAAUUUCACCACUCCAGACUAUGUUUAUUUAUAAAAUCAUUACUUCUGUGUACAUUUCUCCAUCUUCCGUAACUUCCUAUCCCCUAUAGGGAUGUGAGCCUGGAGCGUAUCCCAGAGCGUAUCCCAGAGCGUAUCCCAGAGCGUAUCCCAGNGAGCGUAUCCCAGAGCGUAUCCCAGAGCGUAUCCCAGAGCGUAUCCCAGGCAGUGCAGGGAACAAGGCAUCCUGCAUCGGAUGCCAGCAGUUUGUAUACAAAGUGUUUACGCAACUGGCCCACUUUUUAUUCUAUUUGUGAAAUUACUUUUACCUUUAACAGAUUUUUAUUUUUGUAAUAACUGUCUGUAGUCCAUUUGUUAUAAUGGUUAGGGUGGUAAUCUUACAGUGUUAAUAGUUUGCCAUUUGUAUUAUAAGGCUUGUAUCAGUUUCAAAAUCGGAAAAAAAAUCUUCAUAUGAAUUUUCAUUGUAAUGCACAUAUCACACACUUGCAUAUGUACAACGUUGAGUCAAUUAAAAUCUUAAAGAAAA